AUGCCUCACUCAUAUGGUAUCCGUGCUCGCACACGGUAUAUGUUCUCUCGUAAAUUUAAAGAUCAUGGAUAUCUUAAGCUUUCAACCUAUCUUAAAAUAUAUAAAGUUGGCGAUAUCGUAGAUGUUAAAGCAAACGGUGCAAUUCAAAAAGGUAUGCCGCAUAAAUUUUAUCACGGACGUACAGGAAUUGUUUAUAAUGUGACGAAAUCUUCAGUUGGUGUCAUCAUUUAUAAACGUGUUGGUAAUAGAUACAUUGAGAAGAGAAUCAAUGUUCGUAUCGAACAUGUAAAACAUUCAAAAUGUAGAGAUGAUUUCUUACGUCGUGUUAAAGAAAAUGCAAUUAAAAAGAAAGAUGCUAGAGCUAAAGGAGAAAAAGUAAAUUUAAAGAGACAACCUGUACUUCCAAGAACUUCACGAAGUCGUAAUAAUGAAAGUCUCUGA
This is a messenger RNA of Entrophospora candida, 441 nucleotides long. NCBI's taxonomy places the organism in Eukaryota, Fungi, Glomeromycota, Glomeromycetes, Entrophosporales, Entrophosporaceae. The record is from the annotation of a GenBank genome assembly.